This is a messenger RNA of Myotis myotis, 5370 nucleotides long. It is a transcript of the gene SMARCAL1, whose product is annotated as SWI/SNF related, matrix associated, actin dependent regulator of chromatin, subfamily a like 1. Bases 345 to 3206 code for a protein of 953 amino acids. The transcript is spliced from 18 exons. The record is from RefSeq and is a predicted model, not a curated record. NCBI's taxonomy places the organism in Eukaryota, Metazoa, Chordata, Mammalia, Chiroptera, Vespertilionidae. Gene Ontology annotation, biological process: replication fork processing; DNA repair. Gene Ontology annotation, cellular component: nuclear replication fork. Gene Ontology annotation, molecular function: ATP binding; ATP-dependent chromatin remodeler activity.
AAUGUGCCAAACACCCUUCCCUUUUCAGGCCCAGGCGCUGCAAUCUGGCGCGCGAACGGGCAGCGCUCGGAUGCCGGCUCCUAACCGCCCGCUCGGAAGCGCAGUCUGGCUCGGGAGGACUCGAGACGCGCCCCGGCUCGGUCCGCCGGGAAGGUGGCCGUGCUCCAGGCCUUGCCGGACUAGGAGGUAGACGGGGAGGCGGACGAGACCAAGUGCCAGCCUGGAGCGGGGAGGGGGCUGCGGGGAAGGGUUGGAAAGAGUCUAUGUUAGCAAGUCUCACACCAUGCUUUUACCACGUUUCUGAUUAAAGAUUGACAUUCCUGCAUAAGCAUUUUCCUGUUACAAUGUCCUUGCCCCUUACAGAGGAGCAGAGGAAAAAGAUUGAAGAGAAUCGACAAAAGGCUCUGGCCCGUAGAGCCGAGAAACUAGCAGAACAGCAUCAGAGCGCAGGAUCGGGCUCCUCCAUUGCGGCCCUUUCUUCCCAGUCCCAGCAGGGUCCUUCUCACAGUCUCCCCAAGGAUUCUUCGAAGCCAGUGAGCCAUGGUGUCGUUUUCAAGCAACAGAAAACCAGUGGUUCAUCUCAUGGUGACCAAAGACCUCACAACCCCCACAGUUUUCAUCCCAGCAUUCUGGAGCAGGCAAAGGGGACCUGGAAGAGGCCAGAAGAGAUGCCCACAGCCUGCCCACACCACAGCCCACCAAGUCAAGUGACUCUCGCUGGGAUCUCCCCUCCCUUGGCACAAAGUCCGCCAGAGGUUUCCAACCAGCAGCUCGUGGGUCAAGGUCAUCCUCAGGUUUCCCACGGGGCCAAAUCGACACCCUUUGCUAACUCAACUCAUGAGCCUUUGGCCAAAGCAAAGAGUUCCCAGGAUACACCAGCUUCCUCCUCUGGACAGCUCCCCAGGGAAGCUCAGUUAGAGGCCACGGCAGCCAGACCCUCCACCUCGGGGCAGGACAUUUCUGACGUCCACUGUGGCUCUGGGAGUGUGAUGCCCGGGACCGAAGGCAGACUCCCACAGAAAUUGGGGGCCUCACCUCGCAAAGCAGUAAGCUCCCAGGAGGGAACAUGUGUAAGGGAUGGAGACCGUUUCCAGGUGAAGAUUGGGUACAACGCAGAGCUCAUUGCCGUGUUCAAGCGUCUGCCCAGCAGAAAUUUUGAUCCUGACACCAAGAUGUGGAACUUCAGCAUGUCCGACUACAGUGCCCUGAUGAAAGCAGCCCAGCGCCUCCGCACGGUCACCCUGCAGCCUUUGGAAGGGGCCAGCAGUGUGGCACAGACCGGCCUGCCUUCGGCUCCCUCUCUCACCUUUGUCAAAGGGCAGUGCAUGCUCAUCUCCCGGGCCCGCUUUGAGGCAGACAUCGGCUAUUCACAAGAGUUGAUCGCACUGUUUAAACAGAUGGAUUCUAGAAAUUACGAUGUCAAGACCAGGAAGUGGAACUUUCUCUUGGAAGAGCACAAUAAACUAAUUGAAAGGGUGCGCUGCCUCCCACAAGUGCAGCUGAGUCCUCUGCCCAAGACACUCACCCUGGCCUUUGCUUCUCAGCUGGAGAAGACAUCUCUUUGUCUCACAGCAGACGCCCCUGAGGCCGACCUCUCCAGUGUGGACCCCAAGCUCGUGUCCAGUCUGCUGCCCUUCCAGAGAGCUGGAGUCAAUUUUGCCAUCGCAAAAGGAGGCCGCCUGCUGCUUGCUGAUGACAUGGGCCUGGGGAAGACCAUCCAGGCCAUCUGCAUCGCCGCCUUCUACCGGAAGGAGUGGCCGCUCCUGGUGGUGGUGCCCUCGUCUGUGCGCUUCACCUGGGAGCAGGCCUUCCUUCAGUGGCUGCCGUCUCUGAACCCAGAGCACAUCAAUGUCGUGGUGACCGGCAAGGACCGCCUGACAACUGGCUUGGUCAACAUUGUCAGUUUUGACCUCCUGAGCAAGUUGGAAAAGCAGCUAAAAACUCCUUUUAAAGUUGUCAUCAUUGAUGAGUCUCACUUCCUCAAAAACAUUAAAACAGCCCGCUGUCGCGCAGCUAUGCCCCUCCUCAAGAUGGCCAAGCGCGUGAUCUUACUGUCGGGCACGCCAGCCAUGUCGCGACCUGCAGAGCUGUACACGCAGAUCAUUGCCGUCAAGCCAACGUUCUUCCCUCAGUUUCAUGCCUUCGGACUUCGCUACUGUGAUGCCAAGCGGCACACCUGGGGAUGGGAUUAUUCCGGCUCCUCCAACCUGGGGGAGCUGAAGCUGCUGCUGGAGGAGGCGGUCAUGCUGCGGCGCCUCAAGUCCGACGUCCUCUCCCAGCUCCCGGCCAAGCAGCGCAAGAUGGUGGUGGUGGCCCCGGGCCGGAUCAGUGCCAAGGCCAGAGCGUCCCUGGAUGCCGCGGCCAAGGAGAUGACCACCACGGACAACUCUAAAGGACAGCAGAGAGAAGCCCUCAUUCUCUUCUUCCACAGAACAGCUGAAGCCAAAAUCCCGUGUGUCAUUGAAUAUAUCCUGGACCUGCUGGAAAGUGGAAGAGAGAAGUUUCUAGUGUUUGCACACCACAAGGUGGUUCUGGAUGCAAUUACUGAAGAGCUGGAGAGAAAGAAGGUGCAGCACAUCCGCAUCGAUGGCACCACCUCCUCCGCAGACCGGGAGCAGCUGUGCCAGCAGUUCCAGCUGUCCGAGAGGCACGCCGUGGCCGUGCUGUCCAUCACCGCCGCCAACAUGGGCCUCACCUUCUCCUCGGCCGACCUGGUGGUGUUCGCCGAGUUGUUUUGGAACCCAGGGGUGCUGAUGCAGGCCGAGGACCGGGUGCACCGCAUUGGACAGUCGAACUCCGUGGGCAUCCACUACCUGGUGGCGAGAGGCACGGCUGACGACUACCUCUGGCCCUUGAUCCAAGAGAAGAUUAAAGUUCUGGGUGAAGCCGGGGUUUCCGAGGCCAAUUUUUCAGAAAUGACAGAAGCCACUGAUUACAUCUACAAGGACCCAAAGCAGCUGAAGAUCUACGACCUAUUCCAGAAGUCCUUUGAGGAGGAAGGAAGCGAUAAGGAGCUCCUGGAGGCGGUGGAGGCCUUUGACCCGGGAAGUGCUUCAGGAACGUCGGGAAGUGCUUCAGGAACAUCGGGAAGUGGCUCCCAGGACCUGGGAGACUGGCUGGAUGGAGGCACAGCGACGGGCAGUCCAGAGAAGAAAAGGAGAUUUGAAUUUUUUGAUAACUGGGACAGCUUUACCUUUCCCCUAUAAGAAGGGCAAAAAAAGCAUUUAAAAAAUCAUGGAAUUCAUUAACAAAAUAUAACUUUUGUUUUUAACACCUGUGCUCCUUUUAUCAUCAUCUGGGUGCUGGUGCUGGUCUCUAGUCACAGCGAGUUUCCAGGUCAAGGGUCAGCGUUUCCUUUCCAACCUCACAAUGUGUGGGUUUAUUUGGGUCUUAAUUAACCUCAGCUUUCCUGGUCCACAUCCCCUAAAAUGUGAAAUUUUAAAAUUGAUUGACCCAAAAAAUAUUUAUAAAGCACCUACUAUGUGCCAGGCACUGUUCUGGGUGCUGGCAGUAAUUCACCGAACACGUGAGAAAGUGUACACCUUUGCAGAGGCUAUCAUAUCAAGGGAGAGGCAAUAGUUAUAUAUCCCAGGAAGAGAAAGAAGGAACUAGGCGUAGAGCAGGAGUUGAUAAGUUUUUUCUGUACAUAACCAGAUAGUAUUUUUGGCUUAAUGGGCCAGGACAUUUCUGCUGUAAGAGUGCGAAAAUAACCAUACAUAAUCUGAAACAAAUGAUUACGGCUCUUUUCCAAUAAAACUCUGGUAUGGACACUGAAAUUUGAAUUUCAUAUAAUUUUCAUGGGUCACAAAUGAUUACUCUUUUGAUUUAUUUUCAAUCACUUAAAAAUGUAAAAACCACACACAGGGCUUGCAAAAGCAGGCAGUGGACAGGGUUUGCCUUGCAGACCAUACUUUGCUAACCCCUGGUUUAGAGCAGCACUGUCCAGUAUAAUGUAAGCCACAUGUAUGAUUUUAAUAUUCUAAGCGUGUUUCAGAAAAUAAAGAAGGACCAAAUCAUUAUUUGAUUUAACCCAAUAUUGACAUUUCAAUAUAUAAUCACUGAAAUUACCUCUCUCUCCCUCCCCUGCCCCCUGUCUCAUCCCCAAGGUCCUCCAAAGCAAAUUUUAUUUAUACCAUGUAGCCUAUAUAUUUUCAGGUAAACCAUCUGAAAUGUACUUCUGAAAUUUAUUGAGAGCCAUCGGCCAUUUUGGUGUGAUUUAGUAAAGGACACUUGGAUUUAGUUAUAUGGAGACUGAAUACCUUUGGGUUUAAGGAAGGAUUUCCACACUAACUCCUUUCCUUUCUGUACUUCACAGCUCAGCCCAGACACAUACACCUCAACAGCCACUGUGUUUUCUGGAAAUGUCAAUUGAAUGAAGAAAAUUUGGGCUCAUCUCAUCCCACUCCUGCCCUGCCAUCCACUGUCCCCUGAAAGGCUUUUACUAGAGCCCCCAAACUCCCCCUCUCCUCCGCCCCAAUCCACUGGCACCAUCUCUGCCUCCCUCACCAGGGUCAUCAAGUGGAGUCUUGUUUCCUGAGUGACCGUGGUUAAUUUCUGCCUCUAGGGCCUGGUGUCAAGAAGAUCCUGUUAGCCUUGAUCCACUUGUGCUUGAAUUAAUCAUGUCUUGUCCUUCUUGGCUCUGCACAAGCCUUUUUCUAGGUCAGAGGGAGAGCUGGGAAUCAGAGCUGGAGGUGCUGUUCCCUUGCUGCUGGCCCUUGGGUUUUGCCUUAUCUGUGCAUUCUUGACUGUUGGAGCCUUGAUGCUUUAUGAAGCUCUUUUUAGGUGAAGUUAAACUGAAAAGAAGAUAAAAAGAAGUCUAACCAUAUUUUUUACUCCAUCCUCUUGCUUUUUAUCAAGUUCAGGAUGACAAGGUAAAAAAUGGCUUGGAAGCUUAAAGGGUUUCAUGGGAGCAGUCUCUCAUCCUUAUGUUUUACUUUGGUUUUGCAUUUUCCUCUGGGGUCUCAGUGAAGGAAAUGGAUUCCUAAUCAUAGCAGAAAGCAUUGAGAAGCCUGGGAGUCAGUCUUUUGGGUCUUAGGAGAGCCAACAGUUACUUGAUUUUGCAAGACCUUGCUCACAUUCAUCCCCCUAACCCAUUAAACAGAUUUUAUUGAGUACCAGGUACUUUUCCUCUGUUUCUAUUCCCCCUUUUAAGGGAUAAAAUAUAAUUACAAAACACCUUUGCAAUCAUGACCUCAAGCUUUUGAAUAUAACAGUACUAUAAUUUGUAUUGUUUGGCUUUUAAUAUUUAGAUUUACAAUCCACUUCAAGUUUAUUUUUGUACAUGGGGUGAGGUAAGGUCAAGGUUAAGUGCUUUCCAUAUGAAUAUUUAGUUAUCUUAGCACUACUUAUUAAAAAGACUUUCCCUUCUUA